This is a messenger RNA of Aspergillus ibericus CBS 121593, 739 nucleotides long. RefSeq names its product U4/U6-U5 snRNP complex subunit LSM6. NCBI's taxonomy places the organism in Eukaryota, Fungi, Ascomycota, Eurotiomycetes, Eurotiales, Aspergillaceae. The coding region runs from base 100 to 342 and encodes 80 amino acids. The record is from RefSeq and is a predicted model, not a curated record. Gene Ontology annotation, molecular function: RNA binding. Gene Ontology annotation, biological process: maturation of SSU-rRNA; mRNA splicing, via spliceosome. The transcript is spliced from 3 exons. Gene Ontology annotation, cellular component: U6 snRNP; sno(s)RNA-containing ribonucleoprotein complex; P-body.
GUGAACUUCCCCGGAAGGAAAAGCUACCCGGCCCCUCCUGAGUACUCCCAGUCCUUCGGAUCACAAAUUAAAGAUAGGUCGAGGGAAAGGCAACAAAAAAUGGAGAACGGUGCAUCUUCUGAUGGCAAGGAUCCCUCAACAUUCUUGGGCGAGAUCAUCGGCGCCCCAGUCACUGUCAAAUUGAACUCUGGAGUUGUCUAUAAAGGAGAACUUCAAUCGGUAGACGGCUAUAUGAAUAUUGCUCUGGAGAAAUCCGAGGAGUUCGUUAAUGGACAAUUGACGCGCAGCUAUGGGGAUGCUUUCAUUCGAGGAAAUAAUGUGCUGUAUAUCUCCGCAUAUUGAUAUCCCUUCGAGUUCCAGCAGCAUUAUACUAUGAACUGAAUUUCAAGGCUGAUUGGGCCUUCCUUUCCUUGGUCUCAGUGAAACUGGAAAGAGCAGAAUUCCCUCGAGCGUUUGCAUAUUCUUAUGUUAUAUGAUAUGAGUUCAAGAUGAGGAAGGUUGGAUGGCGCCUAGUUUGGAGUAACCGAUGAAGUGACCCAAUUCCUUCGUUGUUUGAUCUUAGAAAGGUGAGGCAGGCGCCAGUAAACUUCGACAGUCAGUAUGGCGAACACCUAAUGGGUCAAAUACGUCAUUUUGUAAACCCAGCACAGAAUAUGAUAACAGUCAUCUUAAUUCAAUAUACGAAUAAUUGAAUGCAGGCCGGACAUUUUAGGCGGAGAUAUGUCCAGCUGUUGGUCCC